Habropoda laboriosa is the source of this 2381-nucleotide messenger RNA. RefSeq names its product splicing factor 3B subunit 2 (gene Sf3b2). The record is from RefSeq and is a predicted model, not a curated record. Gene Ontology annotation, biological process: mRNA splicing, via spliceosome. Gene Ontology annotation, cellular component: precatalytic spliceosome; catalytic step 2 spliceosome; U2-type spliceosomal complex. Bases 164 to 2368 code for a protein of 734 amino acids. Lineage: Eukaryota; Metazoa; Arthropoda; Insecta; Hymenoptera; Apidae. The transcript is spliced from 4 exons.
ACAUUACAAGAUGGUUAUAUACUUUAUCACACUCCGUAUGAACCGAUCGGACCUACGAGAGCGUUGCGCUCACCGUAGCCACCUAGCAGCCACCUAACAACCGCAAGGGCGUCGACGACCGCCAGGUGGCUGGCCCGUAGCCAAACGUCCAGUGACGUCACACAUGGAGAAUAUGGCAGGAAAUGAGACUCAACAAAUGGCUCAUCAAAUGCCAUCUUUAAUGAGUAUGCCUCCAAAUAGUAAUCAUGGUGUACCCGGAAUAGAUCCCCCUAAGACAUUACCCAGCUUACUAAGUUUAAAAGUAAGUCCACCAAGUGAAUUACAAAAUCAGAAUUCAUCAGAUGACACAGGUCGUGAUGCAGACAAUGAUUCUGUUAAAUUACCAGCAGCAUUAGAACAAGCACUAGCUUUCAAAACAGAAAGAGCUAAGGAAGUAGGAGGAGAUCCUAAUGACAUAGUUUCUUUAAGAAAAUCACCUAAUCAUGAAACUGCAGGAGAAGAUAUUUCUCAAUUGGACGAUGUUAUACUUGAAUCUGAAACAACAACAGAGGAUUCAGAUAUGAAAUUGAAUAAAAUAAAGAAGAAGAAAAAGAAAAAGAGAAAGAAGCACAAUGCAGGAAAAGAAGCAGAGAAUAAGAAGGACAAUGUAGAAAACUCCAAAUCAAAGGAAGACUUACCAGAAAUUGAAUAUAUUCAAGAAAUUCCAAGUGUUAAUGAUUUGGAACCAAUGUAUCGUCAAUUUGCUAGAAUUUUUGAAGCAUUUAAAUUAACAGAACCUGAACCUAAACCUACUGAGGCAGAGAAGGGAGAACCAAUAGGGCAGUAUCCACCAGUAACAACAUUACAAACAACAGGAACAGUACCUAGUAAAAUACCACCAUUGGAUGAUUUUGAUGAUGAUGCAAAUCAACAACAACAACAGCAAGGGACUGGAGAAAAUGGGGCUCCACGUCUUUCCAAAAGAAAACUCAAAAGACUAACACGUUUGAGUGUUGCAGAAUUAAAACAGCUUGUAGGACGUCCAGAUGUUGUGGAAAUGCAUGAUGUUACAGCUAGAGAUCCAAAACUCCUUGUACAAUUAAAAGCUCACCGUAAUACAGUACCUGUACCAAGGCAUUGGUGCUUUAAAAGGAAAUAUUUACAGGGCAAACGUGGUAUAGAAAAGCCUCCUUUCGAUUUACCAGAUUUUAUAAAACGUACAGGUAUUACAGAAAUGAGGGCAAGCCUCCAAGAACGAGACGAUACGCGCACAUUAAAAGCUAAAAUGCGAGAAAGGGCAAGACCUAAACUUGGGAAAAUAGACAUUGAUUAUCAGAAAUUACAUGAUGCAUUUUUCAAGUGGCAAACUAAACCUCGUAUGACUAUUCAUGGUGAUUUGUAUUAUGAGGGUAAAGAAUUUGAAACACGGUUAAAGGAAAAGAAACCUGGAGAAUUGUCUGAUGAACUACGUACUGCACUUGGUAUGCCAGUAGGACCUAAUUGUCAUAAAGUACCACCUCCAUGGUUAAUUGCUAUGCAACGUUAUGGACCACCUCCAAGUUACCCUAAUUUAAAAAUACCUGGGUUGAAUGCACCUAUUCCAGAAGGAUGUGCAUUUGGUUAUCAUGCAGGAGGUUGGGGAAAACCUCCUGUGGAUGAAACAGGAAGACCUUUAUACGGAGAUGUAUUUGGCAUAUCACGUACUCCAGGUGGGGAUAAUAUGGAUGAAGAAAUUGAUAGAGGUAUGUGGGGUGAACCUGAAUCAGAAUCUUCUGGAGAUGAAGAUGAAGAUGAAGAUGCAGAGGAAGGUGGAGAAGGUGAAGGAGAAGGAAAAGAUGGAGAUGGAGAUGCAAGUGGUUUGGUUACACCUGGUGCAGAAGGCUUAAUAACACCUAGUGGAAUUACAUCAAUUCCUGCAGGAUUGGAAACGCCAGAAACAAUAGAAUUAAGGAAAAAGAAAAUUGAAAGUGAAAUGGAGGGAGGAGAUACUCCUGCUUUGUAUACAGUUUUGCAAGAAAGACGAACAGAAGGUCUUGGAGCAAGCAUGAUGGGUAGUACACAUGUAUAUGAUAUGACUGGUGCAGCAGGAGGACAAGCUCCACCAUCUGUAAUUGCUGCCCGCCGAGGAGUGAGCGGAACAACAUCUGACGGAAGAACAGAGAAAGAUGGAGCUGUUGAAUUAGCAUUAGAUCCAAGCGAAUUAGAUUUAGACUCUGAAGCAAUGGCAUCGCGGUACGAAGAAACAAUGAGAUCACGCCAAGCUCAUUUAAGAAGGGAAGACCUAUCCGAUAUGCUUCAGGAUCAUGUGCAACGGCAAAAGAGCAAACGUAAACGCCAACAAAGUCAAGAUUCAAAAGCUUCAAAGAAAUAUAAAGAAUUUAAAUUUUAAGUUGAAUAAACUC